Pocillopora meandrina is the source of this 1459-nucleotide messenger RNA. Lineage: Eukaryota; Metazoa; Cnidaria; Anthozoa; Scleractinia; Pocilloporidae. The record is from the annotation of a GenBank genome assembly.
GUAACAUCAUUUAGUCGGCCAUUUUGAAUUUUGUGGUAUUGAACUCGACCGUGCGAAAUACUCUCUCUAGCUUUCGACAUGUGGUAUGAAUGCUUACCUCCGUUUGUUAUUAUUGGAGCUUGUAUAGCUGUAACUGGCUGGGGACUGAAGAUCUGUGAUCGACUCUUCCAAGAGGGCAAGGUAUUUAUAAACAAUAAAGUCUUGAAUAUUUGAACUUGAAUUUGCAUGCAUAUUUGGCCGGUUUACCUUUGUGGCUUGGAUGAUCAAAGGACUGAUGGGGAUGUUUUAACAAGUCAUUUAAAGGAUAAAGGAAAGAAUUGUUUUAAAUGUACUUUGCAGCCCAGUAGAUACAGCUUGGACAAGUUUGAUGAAAGACUGCUCGCACGAGAUGAAAGGAUCACUGGCUCAAGAUUCAGACAAAAGGUGACAACCGAUUUCAACUAACCCCUUCCACUACCCAUUUUGCCAAUACAGGGGGGAGGGAGGUGGAUAGGGCGGGAAGUUUAUGGUCGCUUUGUGUAACACUUGACUACCACUAAAAGAUUGGCACGUACCCUCUUCUUGCAACAUCCAGAGCAGAGCUUUGUAAUAACUAGAGGUGUUGAGUAUUAUACCUUCGUGUAUUUGCUUGUACAAAGGGCUUAAUCAAAACGUCAGUUUUAGAAACUCUUAACAGUGGCCAAUUUACAUUAUCAACUCAGUUGAUAAAAUCAAAGUAUCUCGUAAUUCCUCCACCAACAAAGCACCACAUUUUCUGUCGAAACUUACCCCGGUAAAAUUUCCGCACAGCCCCAUACUAUAUUAUGCAUUCAGUUCUUGGAUUGAGAAAACAAUGACAAAAACAAAAGAUUGCCAUUGGGAAAACAGAUUUGUUUUACAAUAGUAUGGGGCUGUGCGGAAAUUUUACCCUUACCCCCUUCAAUAACCAGAGGGUAUGGCAAGAUCUCCACACAGCCCCAUACUUCAUCAAGCAUACAGUUCUUUGAUAAAGAAAACAAUUGCAAAAACAAUCUAUUAACUUUGGAAUCACAGCUUUGUUUUAGAUAGUACAGUAUCGGGUUACAGGGAAAUCUUUCCAAGGGCAUUUCUAUUAUAAUAUAACUUUAUAUUUUCUUAACAACUGACUUGAUGAAAAUAAAAAAAAUUAUAAUAACAGCUGUUGGGAGACAUAUGUAUCAGGUCUUGGUGGUCAAACAAGAGAAUAAUUUCAAAGUUGCUGUAGAGCACUUGACAGUUUGAAGAUUUAAAAGGCAUGUUUCAAGUCAUUAAAAACACUAGUUGUCUCGAUUUGGUAAAUUUUGACCAACAAAAUGCUAUUGCUCAAUUUAUUUUUUUUGAGCCCUUCCCUUGCUUAAACGUAAAAAGGCCCAAGUGUUUACGAAAUUGUAAACAAAAAAAGUAAACAAUACUAUUUUUAUAGGAUAUAAGCAUUGUGCAUGUACCUUGAUAUAUCAUAAAC